Molecule: messenger RNA, 699 nt
Organism: Blepharisma stoltei
Lineage: Eukaryota; Ciliophora; Heterotrichea; Heterotrichida; Blepharismidae
Source: the annotation of a GenBank genome assembly
AUGCCACCAGAAGAGUUCUUUUCUGACUAUGAAUCUGAGGAUGAUUACUGAAGCAACUACGAUGACCAUGAUGAUUAUGAUGAAGAAGAUGAAGAUGAAAUAUGAGGAAGAUUUGUAUCAUGGGCUUGGAACCAAACUGAAGAAGUGCUUGAUAGUGAGACAACUACGCCGCUUUAUGCAACAACAGGCACUCAUCCUGUGGAAAUAAUUCAAACCUCAAGUGAUGAGAGUGGAAUCAAGGACAACACUGAGGUUGGGAAUGCUGAAGAUGAAGCUGAAGGCCAAGGUACACAAGAGAGUAAGGAUUCUGAAGGAGGUGAUUCCCUAGAAAAUGCUAAGUGUUGGAAUUUAGGCGUUGAGUCGAUUACAAGCAAAAAAAUUUGCCCGCGAAAAGGGAAGGGAUGAAAUAAAAUGGAAUUUGCAUGCAAGUCAUGGAGAAAGAAAAAUUGAAGAAAAAAAAGGUAUGAAUGCAACAAGAUUUUGGAUAUACAUAAUAUUGGGGUAGAAAAUUAUGAAAGGAGUUUAGGACGAAGAUAUCAAGUCUUAAAUGAAGUAGAAUUGAAUUUGAAGAAAAAAGCAGAAAAUGUGAAGUAUUGAAAGAAUUUUUUAGAUGGAAAUAAUUGGAGUUGAAAGAAGAAAAAAGAAGAAGAAUUUGGAAAAUAUUGGUCCUCUAAAGGAGAAAAUAAUAUAAACUUUUAA